AUGGGUUAUGGCAAAUAAUCACCAGAACAUUACACAAUUAUUCUGGUAGUCGGAGACACUUCAGUCGGUAAAACUAGUCUGAUUAUUCGAUACGUUCAUGAUAUUUUUGAAGAAGCUGAUAUUCGCAAGAAAACGCUUAAUUAGACUAGUUUGUUAAAAAAUGAUACAUUAAAGGAAAUAUUUAUAGAGAAUUAAUGCAUUCAUUUAUAAAUUCAUGACAUGUCAGGUCCAGAAAAAUACAUUUUUAUAGAUAGAAUUUGCAGAAAAGCACAAGGAAUAUUAAUAGUUUAUGAUAUAACAAAUAGGGAUUCAUUUAAUAGUAUUUCAUUAUGGAUAACUUAAAUUGAUAGGUAAGAGUAAUUGGAUAAUUUUAGCAUUGCUAGUUUGGAUGUUAUAAGAAUAUUAAUAGGAAAUAAAUGUGAUUAAAAUGAUAAUCGGGCUGUCACUUUUGAAGAAGGCUAUUUGUUAGGUAAAUAGAAAUCUUAGAUAAAUAGCUUAAUAGUUUGGGAUCCAAUUUUUUGA
Messenger RNA from Paramecium tetraurelia, 522 nucleotides. RefSeq lists its product as uncharacterized. Gene Ontology annotation, molecular function: GTPase activity; GTP binding. The transcript is spliced from 3 exons. The record is from RefSeq and is a predicted model, not a curated record. Lineage: Eukaryota; Ciliophora; Oligohymenophorea; Peniculida; Parameciidae.